Wasmannia auropunctata (little fire ant) is the source of this 2137-nucleotide messenger RNA. RefSeq names its product probable cytochrome P450 12b2, mitochondrial. Gene Ontology annotation, molecular function: heme binding; iron ion binding; oxidoreductase activity, acting on paired donors, with incorporation or reduction of molecular oxygen. The transcript has 10 exons. The record is from RefSeq and is a predicted model, not a curated record. The coding region runs from base 255 to 1841 and encodes 528 amino acids. NCBI's taxonomy places the organism in Eukaryota, Metazoa, Arthropoda, Insecta, Hymenoptera, Formicidae.
GAAUAUAUGUCGUGAUCUAUUUUAUAUACGCUACCGUAUACGAGCCGAUGGAAUAACGGGAUACAUUGCUAUCUGAGUGUGAUUCGUGAUAAAUCGACAUUGUUAAGAACAACUUUAAAAUCAUUAAGGUCAAGGACAAUCGUACAAAGCAAAAUCGUCAGAAAUCAGUUAGCUUUCGUUCGGUGUGCAAAGAGCAAGGAAGUUUAACAUCAAAAGAAACGUGUCAUAAAGAACCGAGUUAACAGAAAUUAAUUAUGAUACGAACCAGAUUAUUCAUUCGUGAAGUCAAUAGUAUGGGUUUAUCAUCGAAAAUGCAAUGCCGCGCAAAAUCGAUCAGAGAUUCUCCAAAGAAAUAUAAUGAAGUAGAUAAUAUGGAUAACAAAGUGCAAUACGUGCGGCCGACUGAAGACAUUCCUGGUCCAAAAGCAUUACCUUUGCUUGGCAAUUGGUUCAGAUUCAUGCCUUACAUAGGUGAAUACCACAAUGUGAAUGUUCUGACACUAAUGCGAAUGCUGCGUGAUAAGUAUGGUAAUAUUGUCAAACUUGACAGCCUAACAAAGGAACGACCGCGUAUCUUUCUAUUCUGUCCAGAGUUAUGCAAGAAUAUGUAUCAGUUGCAAGGCAAAUGGCCAAUGCGAAUUGCCAUGGAGCCCCUGUAUUAUUAUCGCAAGAGCAGAGAAGACAUUUAUAAUGGACAGUACGGUCUUGUAUCAAGUCAGGGAGAAUUAUGGCAAGAUUUUCGAUCAAAAGUCAGUUCGCAUAUGAUGCGACCAGAAAAAGUCAAAACGCAUGUCACACAGAUCUAUGAGGUAACCAGCGAAUUCGUGGAUAAAAUGCGAGCAUUGCGAAAUCCUAAAACCUUAGAGUUGCCAAAUGACUUUUCGAAUGAAUUAUUCAAGUGGAGUUUAGAAUCGAAGUGUUCAUUCGCGUUGAAUUGUCAAUUGGGAUGCUUAAGGUCUAAUCUUGACGUCAAUUCGGAACCGCAAAUAAUGAUGAAUUGCGUAAAAGAAAUGUUCGAUCUUAUAUACCGCCUAGAAAAUCUGCCAUCUUUAUGGAAACUGUACAACACGCGGAAUCUUAAAAAGUUGUUCCGUACGUUGGAUACAAUUCAAGCAAUUUCCUGGAAACAUAUCGAGUAUGCUAAAAAAUUUAUGAAGACAGCAGAUAACACAAAUUCAAAAGAUAGUUGCUUACUGGAAAAUAUCUUACGUAUCGACAGACAAACGGCCCAUGUAAUGGCAUUGGAUACACUAGCUAGUAGCGAUACGACUGGAAAUGCAGCUGGCGCUUUGCUAUACUAUAUCGCAAAUAAUUGGGACAAACAGGAAAAAUUGCGAGAAGAAGUAAUGUCUGUGUUACCCAACAAAACAACGCCUGUUACAUAUGAUAUCCUGAAGCGUAUAUCGUAUGUUAAAGCAUGUAUCAAAGAAUCCAUGCGAUUGUUUCCUAUCACCAGUGGUAUUCAAAGAACUAUGCAGACAGAUGUUUCCAUAGGAGGAUAUAUGAUACCAGAAGGAUCAGACGUUAUGGCUUGUCACUCACUGAUAUCGAUGGAUCCCACGUAUUUUCCGCAACCAAAGAAGUUUAUUCCCGAGAGAUGGAUGCGGGGUAAUCCUGAAUUUUUAUUAUAUAAAAAAUCGCAUCCCUUUGCAUACAUGCCUUUCGGUUACGGCGUUCGCUCCUGUAUUGGACAGAGAUUCGCUGAGAUGGAGCUCGAGAUAUUACUCUUAAAAGUCAUACGAAAUUUCCGAAUUGAAUGGCAUCGUGGACCGCUCGAGCAUACAAGUCAAAUUAUAAACACGAUAAAAUCACCAUUGCAAUUGAAGCUCAUCGAUUUAUAAAUAAUUUCAAAUCUUUCGGCGUAAUUCAAUUACUAUAUUAUUUCGAUUUUAUGGAAUUCAUCUGAAUCUCGUAACAACGUGCCAAGCAACGUUUUUGUAAAAUAUUUUAAUAUAAAUUUUACUAUGAAUAUAUGUGAAAAUUGUGUGUCGAUCGUAAUUAUAUACGCGAUGUACAUGCACACAAUUAACGUACAUAUGUAUAUACAUGGCAUUAUCGUAUGAUCGAAUUUCUUUUAACUAGAACGUGUUAAAUGCAAUAUUUUUAAGUUUAAAUAUAUUUUUUAUGGCAUUCUUUA